Messenger RNA from Capra hircus (goat), 1554 nucleotides. RefSeq names its product family with sequence similarity 212 member B (gene INKA2). The transcript is spliced from 2 exons. The record is from RefSeq and is a predicted model, not a curated record. NCBI's taxonomy places the organism in Eukaryota, Metazoa, Chordata, Mammalia, Artiodactyla, Bovidae. Gene Ontology annotation, molecular function: protein kinase binding; protein serine/threonine kinase inhibitor activity. Bases 185 to 1069 code for a protein of 294 amino acids. Gene Ontology annotation, cellular component: nucleus.
CAGCUAGCGGAGGGGAAGUGGCUCCAAGUCCAGACCUGGGAGCAGAGCCUCCGCUCAGCGCUGCGAGAGGCGCGGAGCGCAGGGUGUUUGGAGCGCGGGUUCAGUGGGAUCAGUGAUCCCACCUCGGGACUUUCUCGUGGAGCCGAGCCCGGCCAAUGGGCGCAUAAGGUAGAAGAGCAGGGAAAUGGACUGCUAUUUACGCCGCCUCAAACAGGAGCUGAUGUCCAUGAAGGAAGUGGGUGAUGGCUUGCAGGAUCAGAUGAACUGUAUGAUGGGGGCGCUGCAAGAACUGAAGCUCCUGCAGGUGCAGACGGCCCUGGAGCAGCUGGAGAUCUCUGGAGGGGGUCCUGCCCCAGGUUCUCCCGAAAGCCCCCGGACACAGCUCGAGCCCCCUCAGUGGGAGGGCGGCAGAGGUCCUGUCAGACCUGGGGCCUGCUCCCCCUCCAACCAAGCUUCUCUUGGCAGCACCAGCAGCGCCAAGUUUCCGUCGCAUAGGAGUGUGUGUGGGAGGGAGCUGGCCACCCCGCCCAGGACACCACUGCCAGAGCCCCAGACCUGUGCCCAGCAGGGGCCAGAGGUGGCAGAACCCGAUGACUGGACCUCCACAUUGAUGUCCCGGGGCCGGAAUCGACAGCCUCUGGUGUUAGGCGACAACGUUUUUGCGGACUUGGUGGGCAACUGGCUGGACUUGCCAGAACUGGAGAAGGGUGGCGAGAAGGGUGAGACAGAGGAGGCGGGAGAGCCCAAAGGAGGGAGGGGCCAGCCUCGGGAGCUGGGCCGCAGAUUCGCCCUGACAGCAAACAUCUUCAGGAAGUUCUUGCGUAGCGUGAGGCCUGACCGCGACCGGCUGCUGAAGGAGAAACCAGGCUGGGUGACACCCACGGCCUCUGAGCCCCGAGCUGGACGCUCCCAGAAGGUCAAGAAGCGGAGCCAUUCCAAGGGCUCUGGACAUUGCCCCUUCCCAGGUGCCUCGGAGCCCAGAAGAGGGGAGAAUGCUUCCACCGGCUGCCCCAAGGUCCUGGAAUCCUCACCCUCUGGCUUUGAUAUUAACACAGCUGUUUGGGUCUGAAUCCUAGAGACAGAAAUGUGACUGAACCCCAAAGGGCCAGGUCCCAGUGCUGGGCCCCUGGGAAAGAGGCCAGGCGGGGUCCCUUCCCCCAAGGCAGGACGAAGAGGAAGCAAGAGGGUCUGGAGCUGGGUUGACAGGCCUGUAGUUGGGAGAGGCGGCAGGCGCUGGCUGGCGGGGGAGGGCAGAGCUCCUGGACAGAGAGAGAGAAAGAGAGAGAGAGAGAGAGAGAGAGAGAGAGAGAGAGAGAGAGAGAGAGAGAGAGAGACACUCUGUGUGUGUGUGUGUGUGUGUGUGUGUGUGUGUGUGUGUGUGUUUCUACCGGGCUGGAGGUAACAGCAGGGGGAGGGCCUGAGGGAAGAGACCAGGAAAUCCAUCUGACAUUCCUUCACUGCCCCCAAAGACCUCACUUGAACAUUCUGCAUGGAUCUGGCAUUGGGGCCUCAGGUUCCCCAGAGGUGCCGCCAAUAAAGACCUUGUUUCUCGUG